Molecule: messenger RNA, 2313 nt
Organism: Macrobrachium nipponense
Lineage: Eukaryota; Metazoa; Arthropoda; Malacostraca; Decapoda; Palaemonidae
Exons: 8
Coding region: 140-787 (215 amino acids)
Molecular function (GO): ADP-ribose diphosphatase activity; NAD binding; NADH pyrophosphatase activity
Source: RefSeq, a predicted model, not a curated record
ACUACUACUACUAGUAGCUGAACAGUUAAACAUUGUUAUCUAGCGCUAACGGUGUAGUUCAGAUAGAAAUUAGUUGCUUCCAAAUCAUCUUCUAAAGUUGGAAAAAUAAAGUACGUUACAUACAUAUAUUGUAAUCAACAUGGAUCCCUCUUAUAUAUUUAAGGGAGUUAAGGAUAGAUUUUCUGGUUUGACAGUGUCUUCACAGGAUGAAUACAUUAAAACAAACAGUUUUGAAUCUACUUUAGAAGCAUCAAUAAACCAGUGGAGAAAAGAUGGGAUUAGGGCUCUUUGGUUCCGGGUUGAUAUUCUUCAUACUGAUUGGGUUCCUAUACUAGCAAAGCAUGGAUUUGUGUUUCACCAUGCUCAACCUGACUUUGUAAUGAUGGUGCAUUGGUUAGCUGCCAGUGAACCUAACAAUUUACCUGGGUAUGCACAUAACAUGGUUGGAGUUGGUGCAUUUGUUGUGAAUAACAAUGAUGAACUUCUAGUAGUAUGUGAAAGGUUCUAUACAAAACCACACUGGAAAUUGCCCGGGGGAUAUGUACAGCAAGGAGAAGAUCUUCGAUCAGCAGCUGUGCGAGAAGUUAAAGAGGAAACAGGUGUAGAUGCAGAAUUUGUGUCGAUGGUGUCAUUUCGCCAUGUUCAUAGAGCAAAUUUCAGUUGUUCUGACAUUUACUUUAUUGUUCACCUUCGCCCAACUUCAGAGAGUAUUACUAUGUGCAAGAAAGAACUAACAGCGUGUGAGUGGAUGAAGUGUACUACUGUAGUGGAAUUGUUUACUGAAUAAAACCUUGAUUCUGGUUACACCGGGUUUACUUCAAUUUAUUCAGUAAAACAAUUCAAUCGCCAUGGAACGGCUUCUACGCCCUCCCCGGUUCGAGGUGGACCCUGACUCUGCCCAGGCCACCAAGGAGUGGACACACUGGCUGAGGACAUUUACAAACUUCGUUCAAGCAGUGCAGCUGACUACCCCUACGCUUGACAAACUGGUUCUUCUCACUAACUAUGUGGCUCCUAGUGUGUAUGACUUUAUUUCUGAGUGUGAGACUUAUGAGAAGGCUGAAGAGGUUCUGACAUCUUUGUACGUGAAACCAAAGAAUGAAAUAUUUGCCAGACAUUUACUUGCCACUCGCAGGCAAAACUCAGGUGAGUCCCUGGAUCAGUUCCUGCAGGCACUGAAGCUACUUGCUAAGGACUGCCAAUUCAAAAGUGUAACUGCGGAGGAAGCGUGUGACAGUUAUGUUCGGGAUGCCUUCAUUAAUGGUUUGGUCUCGUGUGCAAUACGCCAGCGUCUGUUGGAGAAUAGGACACUGAACCUAAAUACUGCUUAUGAACAGGCCCGCACUCUGGAAAUGGCCCAGAAGCAUUCAGCCUCCUACUCUUCAGCAGAACCUGUCAAUGCUGCUGUGUCAGCAGUGAGUCGAGAGGAGGAAUCAUCUAGUGCUGAAAAUAACAGUGAGUCUGUUUCUGCUGCUACUUCUGGUGCUCGAUGUUUUUUUUUGUGGGAACAACCGGCAUCCCCGGACUCAGUGUCCUGCUAAAGACGCAGUGUGUUUGUAAUGUAAGAAGCAAGGGCAUUAUGCUAGGGUAUGCCGCUCUGUGAAACAGGUGAGUGGCUCUUCUAGCCCAAAAUAUUCCGCAGCAAUGCUAUCUUCAAUAGUGGGGGCCUCCAUUAAGUGUCUUGAAAAAUCCAUAACACCUCUCAAGCUUAAUGGUAGCUCUGUCAGUGCCUUUAUUGAUACUGGGAGUUCAGACAGCUUUGUGCGUCAUGAUGUAGUGGACCUAAACAAACUAACUAUGUCUCCAGAGCAUGGAAAAGUCUCUAUGGCUGAUGAAUCCCUGUCCUCAAACAUCUUAGGUCUGUGCACUGUGGACUUGGAGUUGCUAGGAGAGACUUAUCACGGUGUUGAACUCAAGGUGUUACAAAGCUUAUGUAGUGAUGUGAUACUAGGGCAUGACUUCCUGAGGAAACAUUCUGGUCUGGAAAUGGAUUUUGGAGGAGAAAAACCUCCCUUGAAGAUAUGUUCACUAGGUGUUGUUAAGGUGACCCCUCCUUUCCUUUUCAAGAACCUGACACCAAAUUGUAAACCAGUGGCUAAUAAGUCAAGAUUAUACUCCUUGAGUGACAAGAAGUUCAUUGAAGCCGAGACUGAGCGUAUGAUGUCGGAAGGAAUAAUAAGGCCUAGUAAUUCUCCUUGGAGGGCUCAAGUGCUGGUGACAUCAGGGGAGAAUCAGAAAAGGAGGAUGGUUAUAGAUUACUCUCGUACCAUAAACAGGUUCACCGAGCUUGAUGCCUACCCCCUGCCAAAUAUC